CCCUUUUCCUUUCCUUUUGAUCUUUUGAUUCUUCUCUCUUUCUGCUUCUUAUCCUCUCCAGUCGAUUAGAAAAUCAUUGCGACUGCUCUACCUCUUGAAUACAUUCAGUCACUCGUUCUGUUUGUAUUAUACGCAUCGUACUUCUCUUUUGAGUAGUUCCUCUUACUCAGUCCAUUCGUUUGUCACACAUUCGUUUACCGUCGACAUUUUCUUACAGAAACAUCUUCAUCAUGAAGUACUCACUCAUUCCAUUCGUUCCUAUUUUCGCGGGUUUAUCCCAAGCAGCGAGUAGUGAUGACUGGGCUUCAAGAUCAAUCUAUCAAAUCAUCACAGAUAGAUAUCAUCGCUCAUCGACUUCAGAUGCUCCGUGUAAUAUCACGAAUUAUUGUGGAGGUACAUGGAAUGGUAUCACGGAGAAUUUGGAUUAUAUUCAGGAUAUGGGAUUCACAGCUAUUCAAAUUAGUCCCGUCAAUUUGAAUAUUAACAGUACCACGAUUUAUGGACAAGCUUUUCAUGGAUAUUGGCAAACUGUAGGUUCCCUGCAACUCUCUAUGCGUUCAUUCAAUUGGCUUGAGGAAUUGGCAUUGAAAUGUUCUAACACUCGUCACAGUCCCUCUACGAUCUCAAUCCAAAUUUCGGAUCAGCAGACGAUUUAAAGAACUUGAGUGCAGAACUCCACAAGAGAAAUAUGUAUCUCCUAGUCGAUGUUGUUGCUAGUGAGAUGGCAGUCGACAUAGGAAAUCACAAUAUGACAGCAGAUACGAAAAUUGAUUACUCUGUCUUUGCUCCAGCUCCAUUCAACGAUGAGGCAUCUUAUAAUCCAUAUUGUCCAAUUGUCAACUGGCAAAACAAGACAGAAUACCAAGAUUGCUGGUUAGGUUACACCGGUGUUGCAACUCCUGAUAUCAAAACUCAAAAUGCAACUGUCGCUGCCGCUCUUGGAUCAUGGAUUAAAGAACUCGUCGCAAAUUACUCUAUUGAUGGAAUUCGUAUUGAUGGUGCUAAACAAAUUACUUAUGAUUUCUUUCAAGGAUUUGUUGAAGCCUCUGGUAUAUUUCCUUUGGGUGAAGUAGAGGAUGGUGAUGCAACCUUCACUUGCAAUUAUCAACAAUAUACGGAGGGAUUGGAAAAUUAUCCAAUCUAUUACACCAUCAUUCAAGCUUUCACUGCUGGAAACAUGGCAGGAUUGGUGUCUAUGAUUAACAGUAUGAGAACUGCUUGCACGUCUACACAAUAUCUUGCAAAUUUCAUUGAGAAUCAAGAUCAACCACGUUUUGCAUCAUACAAUGAUGAUGAGACUGUAAGUUUUCUCUUUUUGAAUUAACAUUUGUAUGUGAAUACUAACAAUAUCAAUAGCUUGCAGCAAACGCCAUGGCCUUUAGUAUUCUCGCUGAUGGUAUUCCAAAAUACUACUACGGACAAGAACAACAUCUCACUGGUAACUACUCCCCAUACAAUCGUCAAGCUCUUUGGGAAAACAACCCAAGCACAACGUCCAACCUUUACACUUUAACAACCACACUCAACACCAUUCGAAACCAUGCCAUCUCAGUAAACUCCGGCUACAUCACCAACAACUCCGUUCUCUUAUACACCGACGGCUCUACCUACGCAGCUAGAAAAGGAGCCAACGGCGCGCACGUCGUCUCCGUCUUCAGCAAUCAAGGUUCAAACGGAGGAUCCUACUCAUUAAACAUUGACAAAGCCGCGGACGCAGGAACCAAUUUAACCGAAAUCGUCACCUGCACCAGCUACGUUACAAAUAGUAAAGGAACUGUCGCUUUAAAGAUGGACAAGGGAGCACCUAGAGUCCUCUUCCCUACAGCAAAAAUGGAUGGUACGGGUCUUUGUGGAUUUUCAAAGGAUAAGAGUGCAGGAACUGGAACUGGAUCAAGUUCGUCGAGUGCCACGGGUUCGGCGACGGGUAGUGCGGCUAGUGCGACGAGUUCGAAGAAGGGUGCUGCGAUGGGAUUGAGAGUUGGUGUUAGUGGGUGGGUUCUUGGGGGUUUGGGAUUGAUGGGUUUGGUUUUGUUGUAGGUUGUUGAUGUUGAUGGGUUGAGAUUUUUUUGAUGAUGGGGUUUUGAGGGAGGCAAGUUGUGGUAAUAAGAGUACUUUAUUUCUCAUGUGUAGAUUUUGGAUCCUGUGGAGUAUAUGAUGGAGUGGAAUGGGCUGGAAUGUCAUGAUUGAUUGAUUGGAUUUAAGAGUUAAAAUAAGUGAAAUAGAAAAAAUAAUAAAUUAAAACUCUUUUUGAUUAAAAGAUUAA
Sclerotinia trifoliorum is the source of this 2263-nucleotide messenger RNA. The record is from the annotation of a GenBank genome assembly. Lineage: Eukaryota; Fungi; Ascomycota; Leotiomycetes; Helotiales; Sclerotiniaceae.